AUGCUUCGUAUCUUGAAAAUAGUCCAUCGCCUGCUCGCCUGCUUCACUUCCCUCGUCUUCGCUGACGCCGACGUCAACCUCGAAGUGCUCGGAAUGAGCGAUCGAUCGGAAGCGAGCAUCCAAGGAUUCCUCGCCCGUCUCUUCGAAUUCACCAUCUGUCUCAUCACCGCCGAACAUUCCGAAGAGCAAGAGAUCACCCGCGGCACCCUGAUCCUCUAUCACGUCAGCUCCCUUCUUGUCAAGGUGAUAAUUCGAAAGAGGAACCCCGCAGAAAGGAGUCUGUUUCAGAACAAACCGACCCAGAAGUAUCUGAUCCACGUCAUCGAAUCGGUCACUUCUGCCAAAACCAGCUACCCGCUCGGCACGGCCCGCUACAUGGCCAAGAGACACGGCGUCCAAGUGGUAAUUUCAAAAUCCGCUUUUCUUCCUAAUAAUUUGAAAUUAAGAAAAAGGAAGAGUACAACACGAUCAUCGUCGUCUUCCUCUCGCGUCUAUUCAUCUCCAAGCGUUUCGAAGGACUGGAAAUGGAGGAAGCGAUGGUGGACAACAUCGAACAGUUCUAUCGGACGGUUAUCAAGGUGCUCAGACGCAUUGCGAAGAGACCGCAGCUGGUGGGUUUUGAAGUGAAAAAGAUCUGCUGUCGAACAAAGUCAUGCAACAGAGAAAGAACCUGGACGAGAUCGACUGCAUUGUUUUGAGCGAUGAGGAGGACGAACCGAAGGGGACCGCGAACGACGGAAGCGCCCGCAAAAGACAACACCAUGAGGGACCCGGACCGAACCGCCACGAGCUCCAGGAGAAGAUGAGCAGAUACGAGGAAGAGGACUAUUUGGGGACCCCGGCGCCAGUCCUCACGGUCCAGCAAAAGCAUCAGAUCGACCAGCUCUUUGCGACGGAAAGCGAAGAUAUCAACAAGACGGCGCUGCUCCAGGGAAAGAUGAUCCACCUCGCCGUGCACGUUCGCAACGCGCUCAGACUUCCCGAUCCCUACAAGGUUCUGGUCAGUUUGAAAGAAAAAAUAGUAAAAGAAACAAAAAGAGAUCGAGUUGCAGAUCAAGAGAUACCUGGAACAGAAGAAGGCGGCGCUCUCCAAGGAUCAGUAA
Messenger RNA from Caenorhabditis sp. 36 PRJEB53466, 1103 nucleotides. The record is from the annotation of a GenBank genome assembly. Lineage: Eukaryota; Metazoa; Nematoda; Chromadorea; Rhabditida; Rhabditidae.